GGUACUAGGGAGUACUUUGUAAUUCCCUAACUCUUAAAUUCUCAGAUGCCUUUCUUCACCUGUUCUCCUCCUCCUCCUCCAAUCACCUGCUUUCUUUGCUUAUGAACCAAGCGAGGGCAAACGAGCGAUAUCAGCUGAGCUUCCCACAUUUCUCUUCUUGGAAUUCCGAGGGGCGCUUCUUCAUGCGAAUGAUUCGAUCAAGCUAAUCAUAUUUAUACUGAAAAAGAAGUGGUCCGCGCCAGCAGUAGCGCCGAUUGGAGGAGAAAGAGAUAUCGGGGAAGAUUAUUGAUUCAUCGAGAGCCGUCGUGAAGCCUUCUUAUUUAUGAUCACAAGCUCGUAAGUUGUUGUCCGUGGUUAUAUUCCAUUGCAGCUUCCUCCUCAUUCCUGGACUUCGAAUCCGAGCAAAACGUUUUCAAAUCGGGACCAGAGGAAUUAUAAAAUCUAGGCAGCAAUCAAUGGAAUUCACCGAAUAAUAUCUGUCCCAAAUAUAUUAUCUUAUUAUUCGGGACUUUAGUUUCUUCUUCUUCCUGGAGCGUCUCCAAUUCUGAAGAUGGAAGCCGGAGGAAUCCAGGAGGCUUCUAAUGUUGAUGGACCUGCAAUGACUACAAAGAGCAAUUCCAAUUUGCAACAAGGUGGUUCUGCUUCAAACGAGCAUAAUUGUGAUCCCAACACGAGAUCUACAUGCAAACCGGAUGAUGUUCCCAAGAAUGUAAAAUGUGUACCCUAUAUCUUCAGACAAGAUGUUGUGAAAAGUAAAACGGAUGGCAAAAUAGGGAUAGUGGCUGAAGCUGCUGGUGACUCCGACUCAGAUUCAGACUCAGAUAGUGGCAUUAGUGAGGAUGAAGAAGAGGAGGUAGAAGAUGAAAAAGAAGAAGAUGAAGAAGAAGAAGAAGAAGAUGAUGAUGAUGACGGCGAUGACAACAAUGAUGAUGAUGCUAAGGGCGUUGAAGGAAAACUGGACAGUAAUGAAAACACUGAGGGUUGCCAUGGCGAGAACACAGACAGUAACCACAAAAGUGAUCGUCUUUUAGCUGAUCAAGUUAGAGUAAUCUGGUUGGAUGAAACUGAGUCGGUUCUAUCUAGUAAUGAUGUGACAGUCAUUGAUAGGGGAUUUCUACCAGGGGAUUAUGUUGCUGCUGCUGCUUACCCAACAAGCCAAGCUGGCCUCGUGGUUGACGUUAAUAUUUCAGUUACUUUACUAAGACAUGAUGGUUCUUUUGUGAAAGACAUCUCAACCAGAGACUUGAAACGCGUUAGGGAGUUUGCAGUUGGUGACUAUGUUGUGCUAGGCACCUGGCUUGGUAGAAUUGAUGAUGUUUUAGAUAAUGUGACUGUGAUGUUUGAUGACGGUUCUCUAUGUAAAGUUAUCAAGGCAGAUCCAUUACGCCUUAAACCUGUUGGCAAGAAUAACCUCGAAGAUGGGAGUUUCCCUUAUUACCCAGGUCAGCGUGUGAAAGCAAGCUCUUCAUCAGUUUUCAAGGACUCAAGGUGGAUAUCUGGCUCAUGGAAAGCUCACCGAGUGGAAGGCACAGUAACUAAAGUUACUGUUGGGUCUGUGUUCAUUCAUUGGAUUUGUUCUGCUGGAUAUGGACCUGAUUCUUCCAGUCAUCCAGCUCAAGAGCAAAGUCCCAAAAACUUGAAAAUGUUAUCGUGUUUCACACAUGCAAACUGGCAGUUGGGUGACUGGUGUCUUCUUCUUUCACCCCCUCCAUCUUCUUUAGUCUUUUUGGACCACAGAUUAUCGAAGAUGGAUCUUUAUGGUUCUACGAAAGAAGAAGCUUCUAAAUCUGCACAAGCAGGUGCAGAUUGUGAUUCAGAGGGGUCACAAUGCAAUAGUGAAUCCAUAGAAAAUGAUACCGACACUUCUUUGGACUUGAAUUGUGACAAGGGGACUCUGGAAUCUACUACAGGUGGUAGUACAUUGCCUGGAUCAAAAGAACCAGUCCAUGAGAGUUGGCCACUCCACAGGAAAAAGAUUCGUAGAGCUGUAGUCAGGAGGGAUAAGAAAGUUCGGAAAAAGGAAGAGAAUUUUGAACGAGCCCUUUUGAUUGUGAAUACUAUGUCACACAUUGAUGUAGCUUGGCAAGAUGGAACAAUAGAACGAGGUUUGGCAUCCACAUCCUUGAUUCCUGUAGAUAACCCAGGAGAUCAUGAAUUUGUUGCUGAACAGUACGUAGUAGAGAAAGCUUCUGAAGACACUGAUGAUGUCAGUGAAACUAGACGUAUUGGUGUUGUAAGAAGUGUGAAUGCAAAAGAGCGAACAGCCUGUGUGAGGUGGUUAAAACCAGUUGCCAGAGCAGAGGAUCUCAGAGAAUUUGAUAAAGAGGAAGUGGUUAGUGUGUAUGAGUUGGAAACACAUCCUGACUAUGAUUACUGUUAUGGAGAUGUAGUUGUUCGGUUGCCAUCUGUUUCUGUUCCAGCACAAGUCAGAACUCUGGAGAACCCUGUUGAUGAUUGUAAUCCACUAGUUGGUCCAAAUGAGGAGAAAGAAGAUCUGGAAAUGCAUUUGGGAUGCACAAAUGAUGGAAGUGCAUUGGCUGAUGAGUCUCCUACCCUGUUUUCAGAUCUCUCGUGGGUUGGGAACAUCAUAGGGCUAAACAAUGGAGAUAUUGAUGUAAUGUGGGCUGAUGGGAUGAUAUCAACGGUUGGCCCACAAGCAAUUUAUGUUGUUGAUCGUGAUGGUGAUGAUUCAGUGGCUGCUUCUGGAAGUUACAUUAGUGAUGAUGAAGCAAGCUGGGAAACAGUUGAUGAUAAUGAGCUAAAUAGCCUAGAGAAUGCAAACGAGGACCCUGGUACUCAAAAUGCUACUGGUAACAUUAUUGAGACUGAAGGGAGUGCGAUGAAUACAGAAAGGGCUGGAGUAAAUGGAGCUCUGGCUACUGCAUUGGGGUUUGUAUCCAGGCUAACGUUAGGAAUAUUCUCAAGGGACAGGACCAAAACAGAUUCCCUAAGCUCAGAUUCCAGACUUGAAAGUGAGAUCCAACACCCUGAAUGGGAUAGAGGAAUGGGUCCUGUUGAUGAUAAAUGCUGCCAAAGUCCAGGUGACAUGGGUAACAGUGGAAUGAUUGAUGUUGUGGAGGCCAUACACCAUUCAGAUGUGACAGAAGCUGCAUGUAACAUAAUGGCAGAACCAACUAGUGAACUAGUACACCAUGCAGCUGGGGCAUAUGCUUUCAAAAACUUUGAUAUCACAACUGAUCCACUUGAUCAUUAUUUUGUCGGUGCUAGGGAUCAGAACACUGGAAGGAAGUGGCUUAAGAAAGUUCGGCAAGAUUGGAACUUCCUUCAGAAUAACUUGCCAGAUGGUAUAUUUGUGCGUGUGUAUGAAGACCGCAUGGAUCUUGUGAGGGGGGUGAUUGUUGGACCAUAUGGCACACCUUACCAAGAUGGUUUAUUUUUCUUUGAUUUUUAUCUUCCACCAGAGUACCCUGAUGUUGCACCGUCAGCAUAUUAUCAUUCUGGAGGGUGGCGAGUUAAUCCAAACCUAUAUGAGGAAGGAAAAGUUUGCCUUAGCCUAUUGAAUACCUGGACAGGUAAAGGAAAUGAGGUUUGGGAUCCUUCGUCCUCGAGCAUAGUUCAGGUCCUAGUUUCACUACAAGGGCUUGUUCUAAAUUCCAAACCAUAUUUCAACGAAGCUGGAUAUGACAAACAAAUUGGAACUGCUGAGGGAGAGAAAAAUUCGUUGUCUUACAAUGAAAACACAUUUUUGUUGAACUGCAAAACAAUGAUGUUUCUGAUGCGGAAACCCCUUAAGGACUUUGAGGAACUUGUUAAAGAGCACUUCAGGAGGCGGGGUUAUUAUAUUCUUAAAGCAUGUGAUGCGUAUAUGAAGGGGUGCCUUAUUGGCACACUAACCCAAGACGCAUCUAGCAGCAGUAAUAGCAACACACAAUCAAACUCGGUUGGUUUCAAGUUAAUGCUAGCAAAGAUUGUGCCAAAACUUUUCCAUGCUUUGAGUGAAAUUGGAGCAGAAUGCGACGAGUUUAAGCAUCUCCUACACUGUGCACCAUCAUCAUAAAGGGGUAAUUCGGUUCGUUCAGUGCUGCGUUUUUUUCAUACUAAGCAUUUUCGCAUGUGAAUUAUGCUAUAUUUUGGUUCUCUGCAGAUUUUGUUUGAAAUGUUCAACAGCGUUGGGAAAUUAUUUUACGGGGGGAUCCCCCUCAAAACAUGAGUGACUAAUUUCACUCUUUUUUUGGGCUUGGAAAUUUAGGCAGGGAGUUGUACACUUUUGCUGCUUUCAUUUAUUGGUGUUUUUUUAAGGGGAGAUGUUGUAAAUUCUGCAGCAGAUUUUGGAUUUUAGUGAGGAUUACUUUCACAGUUUAAGUUUGUAUCAUACAAUGCCUAUAUUCGUUUGUGUUGAGGGUGAGAGCUUUUUUUUAUAAAACAAAUUGUUUAGUGACGAAUCAAUUCAUGUUUCAAUU
Cuscuta campestris is the source of this 4421-nucleotide messenger RNA. The record is from the annotation of a GenBank genome assembly. NCBI's taxonomy places the organism in Eukaryota, Viridiplantae, Streptophyta, Magnoliopsida, Solanales, Convolvulaceae.